AGAAGAUCCUCAUCCACACGAAGAAGACACGUUUAAAGGAUAUGCUGCUGGUACUGGUGUCCAUGUCUCCUCUCCAUGCACUGGAUAUUUGAAAGGGCUGCUGUAGCAGUUCUAUUUAGUCAAACAGGGUUUGGAGGUGAAUUUAGGACGCUUCACGUGGCCGGAGGAGAACUCGGGAGCCGAGAUCCCGGGAGAAUUAGCAGGCAUCUGAACAUCCUUACCUUAUGGAGUGAGUAUCCUGUGUGCACCUAAGAUUGCUUGGCCUGUACUUGGCUUUGGGAAGAAAUGGCUGCUCUUGAAUCAGCAUUUGGUGAAGAAGCUAUGGCUGACAUUAAUCCUUACUUGGAUAGAGAGAACUUGGCAGCAACAGAAUGCUCAGAAUUCCAGUUUAAUACCAACUCUUUAACAGGACAAAGUCAGUUAUGCAUCUUGGAGCCUCAUAUUACUGAAAUUAUUGAUAAUGAAGGUUUGGUGACUGAUCCGUUGACAACUGCUGAGAAAGUAGCAUUGGAGGAUUCAGUAAAGACAGAAGCAGUUCGGGAGUAUUCGUGGCAGUCAGACAAAGUUGUGACUAGUCUUUCAGUACCCCACCAGGAUGAGAACCUCUCUGUAAAAGAUGAAGAAGCAAAAAGACAAAGCUCAAAACAAAUUAAUUAUCACAACAAUCAAAACAAAAAUCUGUACUUUUGUGAAAGGCUUAAGAAGGACUUUCAGCAACCAUCUCUAUUUGCCCAACAUAAAAAUAUGUUCUGUGCAAGUAAAGUGCCCAUGCAGAGCAAGCAACAUAAUUGCGAGCAACUGCAAAUAUGCAACCCAUUGGUACCAGACCAGAACAGCCAAACUAAAAAUUGUUUAAUAGGUGAUCAAUGUGGAAAAAAUAACCAAAGUCUAUCUCAUCUUUUCCAAUAUAAAAAUGUGUUUCCAAAUGAAAAGUCAGCUUGGCAGCAUCAAAACUCCCAAUCAGAAGCAAGCAGUCUGAUAUCAGAAGCAUGCUAUCGAAGCACAUUUGUACCUGUUCCUCUUCAAGAAGGGAAUAUAAUAGAAAAUGAUGACGAAGCAGUUGGUCCAAAUCCAAUACAAGUGACAGACCAGAGAACUGAGACUAAAAAUCUGCAUAUUUGUGACCAGUGUGGAAAAGAAUACCAGUGGCUUUCUGAGCUUAUCCAGCAUCAGCUACUAUUUUUUGGAGGAGAAGCAGAUAGAUGCCAGCUUCAUAUGGAAGGUAGAAAUCCAAGUCAUUUGGCACCUGUCCCUAUUCUCUUCCAAGAAAAAAGUAUGUGUGCAACCUCUUGGGAACCUUUUCAACAACAGUCAGGGAAUCAUAACACUCAUGCCAAGAUGCGGUCCUCUCUACUCAAAUGGCAUACACUGCCUAGGGAAGAACCGACUAGACAGACUGAGCCAAAAAUAAAUAAAUCUAGUACCUUGUCAUUUGUCCCCCAUGUGAGAGGAAACGUGUUUGCAGACUCUUGUGAAAUAUCUAAUCUAAACUCAAAAAUCCCCAUAGAACAAAAGAACUAUGAUAAGAAUCUGUACACUUGUAAUUGUGAUAGGAACGAUUUCCAGUGUCAUUGUUUGUUGGCCAAACAGCAUCUACAUGUUCCCAUGGGAGGUGAAGCAGACGCACAGGACCAAUUUAAAAUACAAGCAGGCAAUUUAAGUGAAUUUCAAAUGGAAAGUAAAGUUAUAGAAUCCUCUGAAACAGUUCAACCUCAAUCAAAUCUCAAAACAAACCAAGAUUUCUAUAUUAAGAGUCUGAGAAUAUAUAAGGAAUGUGGGAAGGAUUUCCGAUGGUCCUCUGCCCUGCCUCAACAUCAAGUUGUGCACUCUGGGAAAGUUAAUGGGAAACAAUGCCCAUCAAAGGUAGAUGAUCAAAAUGAUUCAUCACCUGGUCUCAUGGAUUUUGACCAACCUUCCCAUCUGAAGACAAAUCAAUUGACUGAGAAAAACAAACACUAUGCAUGUGGUCACUGUGGUAAAAGCUUCAAGUGGCCUUCUGACCUUGCUCGACAUAAACAUGUUCAUUCUAGAAAAGAAUUAAUGAGAGGCAAGGACACCAAACCCAACAAAUCUUAUACCUGUGAUCAGUGUGGAAAACAUUUCUAUUGGCCUUUCCAUCUUGCCCAACAUAAACACACUCAUUCUAGAAGUAAAUUAAUGAGAGGCACCAAGUUCAAAUCCUGUAUUUGUGGUCACUGUGGAAAGAGUUAUCAUUGGCCUUCUCAACUUGCCCGACAUGUACAGACUCAUUUUAGAACAAAACUAAUAAAAAGCAAGUGCACCAAGCUCAAAAAAUCAUAUAUCUGUGGUCAGUGUGGAAAAAAUUUCCAGUGGCUUGAGCUUGCCCAACAUAAAUGCACUAAUUCUAGAAAAAAAUUAUGGAGGGGCAAGGGCACCAAACUCAACAAAUACUACACACGUAGCCAAUAUGAAAGAAGCUUUCGGUCACUUCCUCAACUUGCCCAACUUGAACACACUCAUUCUAGAAGUAAAUUAGUGAGCAGCAAGUGCGCCAAACUCAACAAAUCCUGUAUUUGUGAUCAAUGUGGAAGAGGCUUCAUGUAUCCUUCUGAUCUUGCCCAACAUGAACGUACUCAUUCUAGAAAAAAAAUACUGAGAGGCAAGUGCACCAAACUCAAGAAAUACUACACAUGUAGUCAACAUAGAAAGAGUUUCCAAGGGCCUUCUCAACUUGCCGAACAUGAACACACUCAUUCCAGAAUUAAAUUAGUGAGAGGUCAGUACACCAAACUCAAAAAAUCCUGUAUCUGUGAUCAGUGUGGAAAAGGCUUCAAAUGGCCUUCUGACCUUGCCCGACAUAAACAGACUCAUUCUAGGAAAAAAAUACUGAGGGACAAGGGCAGCAAACUCCACAAAUACUACACACGUAGUCAAUGUGAAAAGAGCUUCCAGUGGCCGCCUCAAUCAGCCCAACAUGAACACACUCGUUCAAGAAGUAAAUUAGUGAGAGGCAAGUGCAGCAAGCUCAAGCUCAUUAAGUCUUGUGUCUGUGAUCAGUGUGGAAAAGGCUUCAAAUGGCCUUCUGAUCUUGCCCGACAUGAACAGACUCAUUCUAGAAAAAAAAUACUGAGGGACAAAGGCACCAAACUCUACAAAUACUACACACGUAGUCAAUGUGAAAAGAGUUUCCAGUGGCCGCCUCAAUCUGCCCAACAUGAACACACUCGUUCAAGAAGUAAAUUAGUGAGAGGCAAGUGCAGCAAGCUCAUUAAGUCCUUUAUCUGUGAUCAGUGUGGAAAAGGUUUCAAAUGGCCUUCUGACCUUGCCCGACAUGAACGCACUCAUUCUAGAAAAAAAAAAAUACUGAGGCAAAUGCAUCAAACUCAAUAAAUACUACACAUGUAGUCAACGCUGAAAGAGUUUCCAGUAGCGUUCUCAACUUACUAACAUGAACAAAUUCAUUCAAGAUGUAAAUUAGUGAGAGACAAGUGUACCGUGCUCAACAAAUCCUGUAUCUGAUCAGUGUGGGAAAGGGUUCCCAUGGCCUUCCAACCUUGCCUGACAUGAAUGCACUCAGUCUAGAAAAUAAUUACUGAGAGACAAAUACAUCAUUCAACACAACACAUUUUUAAUCAAAGGUUUAUAAUGAAAGUGAAAAAGGUUUCCAGUGGCCCUCUGACCUUGCCUGACAUGAACACACUCAUUUUAGAGAAAUGUCACAGAGAAAUAAAGGCAUGAAGCUUCAAAAGCUGUUUGCAUGUACUGGGUGUGGAAAGAACUUCCAGGGGUUUGUUCAACUUUAGUUCUCCUAGUUCAACUUUAAUGCUCUCAUUCUGGGAAAAUAAUGACUAGAAGCAAAUGCACCAGCUCAGGAAGAUGCACAUCUAUUGUGAAAGUGGAAAAAGCUUUCAGUGUUCAGUUGAACAUCAGUGUGUUCCUUCCAGAAAAAAGAUUAAGGCAGAAAUGUGUCACUCAAGAAAUUACACAGUAUAGUUAACAACUACAUUGGGAAACUCAUGAGGUAGCCUAACCUUGUCUAGCAUAUCCAUGUUUAUUCCAAAAUAAAAUUAAUGAAAAGCAAAUGUACCAAA
Ahaetulla prasina is the source of this 4052-nucleotide messenger RNA. Its product is annotated as zinc finger protein 594-like. The record is from RefSeq and is a predicted model, not a curated record. NCBI's taxonomy places the organism in Eukaryota, Metazoa, Chordata, Lepidosauria, Squamata, Colubridae. The transcript is spliced from 5 exons. Bases 286 to 3351 code for a protein of 1021 amino acids.